AUGGUGGACAUGGAGGAUGACAGCGCCAGUGCGACAGCAACGUCCAAGACAGGCGCCGGCAAGCACCACUGGAAGAAGCUCACAAAGGCGCAACAGCGCCAUGAGCAGUCGCAGCGCAACGCUUUCGAGGCCUUUGCGAAUGCCCUGCUGCACAGCGUCUCCCCGUUCAUGGCGCCGCUGCGAGCCAAGUGCAAAACAUCGCUACCACACAUCAAGGUGGACCAACGCUUCGGCAAAAGCGGACACCCCGAGACGGCCAUCGCGCAGUUCCUCGUUGCCCCGCUGGUGACAAACUACCGCCCGCGUCACUUCCACGAUGUCGCGCCGGGCGAGCUCAUGGAGUUUCACUACGACUUCGCACUGGUGCUGCAGGCGAUCCGGUCGGCGCACGCGAUCCAUAUCGGCUACGGUUCUACGUGGAAGCGUUACGCCGUUCCGUACUGCUACCUGGCCUGCCGCGAGUAUCGCAAAGAGGUGCUCGCGCUUUGUCCAGAGGAGAUCCCGAACUGUCGUUCGGAAGCCAUCUACGAGGACGACGUGGUGAAGGACAUCACGGAGCUGCUGCUGAAGCGCGGCGAGGGAUUGGAGAUGCUGGAGACGAUGUCAAUCGUGGAAGCGAUGCGGAAGCGCGUCGAUCUCUACCCACUCUACGACGCCUUUGCAACUCUCUUUCAGAACUUGGAAAACUACCAAGUCGAAAUCUCUGACAUACGAUCGGUGCCCUCACGCUUCCUUCUGAAGACGUCGCGGCUGGCCGUGGAGGCGAUGCCGCAGCCGAUUGUGCUGGACGACGAGGUGGCAUGGGAUGAGCUGCCGGAGGUAUCACGCGUGCUCGUGGAGGGUGGCGUGGCGACAAGUGGUGCUGCAGGCAGCGAAGCAGAUGGCGGCACGGCUCGCUUGGCGUCGAAGCAGAAGGCACUUAGCACACUUGCACCCGUGGCUGCUGCGACUGGAGCUGUUUCUGGUAAGAGAGGUGCGGCCUUGGCCGUCCCGCCGGCAGCCAGCGGCACUGCCUCCUCGUGGCAAACGUUGGCACCGCUGAUAGUGAGUGUGGCGUGUGUGACAGCAACGAUAACAGUAGUCCUAAUAAAAAAGCGGCGGUGA
Molecule: messenger RNA, 1104 nt
Organism: Leishmania braziliensis MHOM/BR/75/M2904
Lineage: Eukaryota; Euglenozoa; Kinetoplastea; Trypanosomatida; Trypanosomatidae
Exons: 1
Coding region: 1-1104 (367 amino acids)
Source: RefSeq, a predicted model, not a curated record